This is a messenger RNA of Periconia digitata, 957 nucleotides long. Lineage: Eukaryota; Fungi; Ascomycota; Dothideomycetes; Pleosporales; Periconiaceae. The record is from the annotation of a GenBank genome assembly.
CAACAUUGUCUAUCAAACAUGCAGUACAAAUCCGGCGACUUGACAGUAUGCUUCACCUGCGGCGCCCAAUUCGAUGCGCCUCUCUCUUCUCCACCAAAGAACUGCCCCAUCUGCGAUGAUCCCCGCCAAUACGUUCCAGCAACUGGACAAGCAUGGACAUCGCUCAACUACGAAUCCGACAAACAAAAGAAUGAAUGCACAACGGAUGAACAUGACCCGCGGAUUCACUACAUCACAACCAAACCCAAAGUAGCCUCGGAGAUGCCCGCCGGACUGGCCGACGCGACGUCGACGCGGAAACAGCUCGGCAUUGGGCAGCGCAGUAUCCUGAUCGAGACGGGGAAAGGCAAUGUUCUAUGGGACAUUGUAGCUUUCAUCGAUGAUGCGACUGUUGAGUUUAUCAAGGGGAAGGGCGGGUUGAAAGCGAUUGUCAUCAGCCAUCCUCAUUUCUGGACCACGCAUCUCGAAUGGGCGCGCAUUUUCAACUGCCAUGUUUACAUGUGCGCCGCUGAUAAAGAAUGGGUAUAUCGCGAGGACAGGGAUGGGGUUCGGAAAUGGAUCUCCGCUACGCAACCGAUUGAGGAAGUGGAAGGUGUCACCGCUAUCGUAGCCGGGGGUCAUUUCGAUGGAAGUAUGAUUCUGCAUUGGGAGGGCAAGAUCUUCCACGCCGACACCAUAAUGAGCACCCCGUCUGGACUGUAUCAUCGUGAUCGUCUUCCUGGCACCACGACAUAUUCGUUCAUGUGGGCGUACCCGAAUAUGAUCCCACUCCCACCAAAUAAGAUUCAUGGGAUCUGGAAAGCGCUCAAGCCGUUCGACUUCACCAACAGUUAUGGUGGGUUUCCGGGACAGAAUGUGGCUCGGAAAGAUUUGAAAGCACAGCUCUUGGAAAGCAUGAAGAUAUUCUUAAGGACGGGUGGUCACGAGAAAGCGGGUAUUUACGAUGAGACUGUGUAA